This is a messenger RNA of Podarcis lilfordi (Lilford's wall lizard), 9816 nucleotides long. NCBI's taxonomy places the organism in Eukaryota, Metazoa, Chordata, Lepidosauria, Squamata, Lacertidae. The record is from the annotation of a GenBank genome assembly.
AUGUGGCUCUACCUGGCUGCCCUGCUGGGGCUUUACUUCCUUCGCCGAUGGUACCAGGAGAGACAGACGGUGGAGAACCUGACGGAGAAAUAUGUCUUCAUCACGGGGUGUGACUCUGGCUUUGGAAACCUACUUGCCAGGCAGCUGGAUGCCCGGGGCCUGCGGGUGCUGGCAGCCUGCCUCACGCAGAAGGGGGCAGAGCAGCUGGGCAAGGGCACCUCAGGGCGCUUGAAAACCACCAUUCUGGAUGUGAGCAGCACAGAGAGUGUGGCGGCCGCGACGGAGUGGGUGAAAGGGUGCAUUGGAAGCAAAGGUGAAUCUCUACCUUCCUUGUGGUGCCUCUGUGCUAUUGGUGGGACGGGGGACGCCCCCUGCUUCAUCUCCAGGGCUGGCACCACGCCCCUCCCCAGUUGGGCACCCAAUAGGGAAGCUCGGCGGGGGCGUGGCUUGAGGCUCAAAUGCAGCCGCGCCAGCCAUCCCCACAAUUGCACACACAUUUUCUUCGAGUCACCCACCCUCCACUCCCUUGAGACUAGCUGUUCCUGAGACUUUGCUAUGGACCUCUGGUUGGUCGCCCUGUUGAACCAGGGGGCCUGGUAGGAGUUUUUUUCCAAUUGGCUAAAUUGGCCCGGCCUCUUGGUUUUUUUCGCCUACCUCGUAGCAACCGUCACAACUUUCGUGGUAUUUGGCGGUUAGGCAUUGGAAUGUGUUGUUGGUGUUUCGGUGGGCAAGGUGUGGCCAUCGCCUUCCCUGACAAUUUUGGGUAUUCCGCUAAAGGAAUCCAGUGGUUGUGGAUCCUGUCCGAUGCCCUUGGGGCGGGGGGGCCAUGGCACGACCCUCGGUGACAUCAGGAAGAGAGCCUUUAGUUGGAUUAGCAUCAACAGGCUUCCCCUACUGGUGGUUAACCCCUCCUCAGACUCACCCCUCUACGAGUGGGUGGAGUCUAAUGUUCCGUGGUCCAAUGCCUAAGCCAAUACCUUCUCACAUGCUGUAAUCAACAAAGUUGUGGCCUUUACCUUACCCAUUAACCUUACAUUCUGUGUCCACGUGUCUUUAUUCCCCAAGCGGGGAUCGGGUCCUUGAAUCACAAACAUACGUUCUUUCUCACAGGGCUUUGGGGCUUGGUGAACAACGCAGGCACAGCUCUACCAUCAGGUCCCAACGAAUGGCUGACCAAAGAUGACUUUGCAAAGGUGAUCAAUGUCAACCUUCUUGGGAUGAUUGAUGUGACACUACACAUGGUGCCUCUGGUGAGGAGAGCCAGAGGGAGGGUGGUCAACAUCUCCAGUGUGAAUGGACGCCUGGUAAUCUAUGGAGGUGGUUACUGCCCAUCCAAGUUUGGUGUGGAAGCCUUCUCUGACAGCCUGAGGUAAAAACAGCAGCUCUUUAAUGUCUUCUUUUGCUUACUUUAGUGCAACAUCUGCCAUACUCCCUAACCACUUGCCAGGCUGGAAGUGGCUGAUGCGAGUCCUCCUGGUUUAGUUGCCAAGUCUGGGGAAAGUGGGCUGCAGGGAAGAAAGAGCUGGGAAAUAUGGCAGCUGCUCAGGGCUUUGCCCAAGACUCGCACAACUUGAGAUGAAUGUAUCCAGGAAGGAUCUCAAAAGAGAAGAUAGACAGGGACUGGAAGGUGUCUAAAGGAUAGUUGCAAAACCAUAUUGAAAAAUCAGAACUCCUAUUAGAAUAAACAAGUUCCGUUUUAAAUACUGAAAUACUAAGAUGGAUGACAAUGUGUAAUAGAAAAAGAAGCAUGAAAUUAGGUUAAAGGUGUGUGAAAGAAAGUAACAGAAGUGGAUAGAAAUUGCAAUUGAGUAGAUUGGAAGUCUAACACAAAGGUGGGGUGAGGGGUGGUGGAUGGUGAUGGGAAAAGGAAUUAUCUGUGGGAUUGAGUGUAGGUAUGUUUGAACAUUUUUAAGGAUUGUAUGAAAUGUAUGUUUGUAUGCUUGUAUAUUUGCAAUAUGUGUGUAUUAAUGCUGAAUUAUUUUAAUAAUAAAUUUUUUUCGGAAAAAGAAAAAAGAAGGUAUCCAGGCACAGGCCAUGCCCACAUCUGGCCUUGAACCAAACUUUUCAAAUCACAAGCCCGCAAUUGGAUGUGUGGCUCUCAGUCCAGGACCUUCUCAUUAAUGGUGAACAUGCUAUGGAUGUCCCCCUGUUUUCCUUAGAAUAGUUCGUGUAGAGUGUGGUGGUAAAGGGUUAACCUUUCUGUGUCUCACGUCUGAGGGAAGGGCUUCCACGGGAAGUCAGCCAGGAUGUUACGUCACAGCUCUUUGUUGUGCUGUGAGAAGUGCUUUCGUUUUUCAGCCGGUCGCUGCUCCGAGGAAGAAAGGAGUCAGAGAAAAUGGAGCUGGAUACUGAUGGCCUGUAAAUAUGCUGUUUUUGCUUAAUAAAAUGCUUCUAGAAUAGAGAAGCUGUCUGGACUUGAUUUAAUGUCUUUCUCACACAGACCAAAGCUGUGCAUCUGCUAAUUGCUUUCUCCCGGGGCUGCGCUUGAAAAGCUGGCGCAACGGAAGCGUAAGCUGGACAGAAAAGCAAUAAAUCUUCAGGUUAUGGAACCACGCCAAGAGUGUGAGAAAGAACGUAACUUAAAAGCCUGCAGGUCAGCUUGAUCUACUGCCAGAGGCUUCACAGGCAGAUCUGAGUUUGCUGACGGAGGGGAACAACGGAGCCAAGGCUUUCCGGAAUGCCCGGUUUAGCAGAAGAGUGAGUAUUCAAGCUACUCUAGCCGACAGAAGGGAAGGGGAAAGAAUGGCCCAUCCCCAGGGACAGGUCUUUGGGUUUAAUAUGCCGUGUCAGAGACUGAGUGGCCAAAAUUGGCUGGAAUGGUCUUUUGCAAUGGAGUACCUGCUAGUGGGGGAGCAGCUGUGGCACUUGGUGCAACCCCCACAGCCCGAAGUUGGGAAUGCAAUGGCUGAGGAAGCUGCAGUUCAAACUGAGCUGAAACAGCGUGUGCUCAGAAUUCUGGCCGAAAGCGUCGAGGCUUGUCUUUUGCCAGUCCUACAGGGUGCCAAUGAGCCAAGGGUCGCUUGGGAAUCCCUCCUAAAAGCUUGUGGAGCUGGAGGCAAGGACCAGGAAGUGGCUGGAGUUGCACCAGAGGUGGCAGAGAGCCAAGAUGGCGCUGGCCAGAGCCUUGAGAGCUCUUCGAAAGCUGAGAGGAGCCUUAAGCCCCCAAGGGGGAGUGAAGGGACUGUUGCUAUUCCUGUUGCUGCUGCUGGUGCUGUUGCUGUGCCUGAGAGCUGUUUGGAUGCUGCAACACAUCUGUGUGAGGAGCCAGGAGAGAGGCUAAGCACCGGGAGCCCUGUGCCCAGCAGAGGGGGUGCAGGCAAAAGCCCUGCCAGCAGUGGGGCGGGGGCAGUCAGCAGUGAAAGCUCUGAGAAGCCUCUUUCUCCAAAAGUUUCCAAGUGUUAUUUUCGUCCUGAGCCGGAGCCUAGCUGUGGGAAGCUUUGUGCUACUAGAGUUUCCAAGGUUGCCCAUCUGGAAGAGUAUCUGAUAACAGAGUCGGUGCAGCGUGAGAACGUCGGGAGAAGUCCAGUCUCUAUGGCAACAGAGAGAGCUGCAUCUAUGGAAGCUGUGAAGGCUGUGGGCAAGUCCCCCAGCCGGGGGGAGACUGUUGCCGUGACAACCGCAGAGGACAUCUGCAGAGGCCCCAGUCAGGGGGGCAAUGAGAGGGAAAGCGUUGCCAUGACAAUUCUUCAGGAAUGUCAACAACCAGAAACCCUCACUGUCGUCAUAGACUCAGGAGCGACAAACACUCUAGUGCCCUCUCCUGAUCUUUUGCGAAAUUGCAGGACAGUAAAAACUGACAGAUUUGUGACGCUUGCUGAUGAGAGUCAAAAAACGCUCACACAGGCCGGGACACUUUAUUGUUCCUUUCUUAAACAUGAAAUCCAAGCUUUUGUGGUGCCAUGUUUAGCUAAUUGUUUGCUAAGCGUGUCUGAUUUAAUUGCUGACAAUUUCUGUGUGUCUUUUGCAGUUAACCAGUGUGUGUUUUCCAGGAAUGGUGAACAGCUGUACUCAGUACAGUCCAAAGGCAAUUUUUUUCUUAUAGAGAUGCCGCUUUCUACUGAGGAUGACACCGAAGAUGCAAGGGGGCAAUGUGUGAAUGUAGCACCCCAUGAUGGUUGCCCACAUAUCUGGCACCGCAGAUUUGCUCAUCUGAAUUGGAGUUAUGUCAAAAAGGCACCUGAACUGACAGAAAGGUGCAAAUUUAAGGCUUGUGACAAAUUCUUGGAUUGUCAUGCUUGUAAACAGUCCAAGAUUGUGACAUGCUCUUAUCCUAAGUCAGAGAGAAAGAGCACUCAAUCUUUUGAGUUAAUUCAUGCAGAUUUGUGUGGUCCAAUGUCAGUUGAGUCAUUGGGUGGGUCAAAAUUCUCUCUUCUCUUAAUUGAUGAUUUUUCUCGGAAUUCGUGGACUUUUGCUAUGCGUACUAAAGGGAGGCGACUGGGUUGAUCAGGGAUUGGAUCACUGCAGUUGAAGUGACCUUCUCCACCAAAGUUAAGAACAUCCAAAGUGACAGGGGUUCAGAGUUCACUGGUUCUGCUUUGCAGGAUUUCUUUAGGAAGAAGGGGAUUAGCCACCGAUUGACCGCCCCCUACAGUCCACAGCAGAAUGGAAUUGCGGAAAGGAAGAAUAGGACGAUUCAGGAAGCAGUGUCGUCCAUUUUAUGGGAUGCAGGGCUACCCCAAAAGUUUUGGUCUGAAGCCUGGAGAUUUGUGGUGUUUACGCAGAACAGAGUGUACAACUCAAGUGUAGGGAACACACCCUAUUUCCUGCUGCAUGGUAAGAAGCCCAAGAUGCACUACCUUCGUGUGUUUGUUUGUGAGGCCUGGGUUCUUAUUCCAAAGGCUCUACGCAAGAAAGGUGAGCCAAGAUCCAAGAAAAUGAUCUUUGUGGGGUAUGAGCCUGGCUCAAAGGCCUGGCGGUUCGCGUACCCAAGUGGAAACCAGUCAAGGUUGGUGAUCAGCAAUAGUGCUGAGUUCUGUGAACAGGCUGGGUGGUCACGUCUUCAUGCUAAUCCAGACGCGCUUUUGCAGCAGUUCUAUGACUCAGACGGUGAGGAGGAAGAGGAACUUGUUGCUGGGGACCGAAGUCCAGAGCAACGGGGUCCACCACAGGAACAGAGUCCAAGGCAGGGACAGCUCAGGAUCCCUCAGAGGGGGGAACCUAGAACACCUCCUCCAGCAACUGUCAAGUCUGAGGCAAAGAGUGAGCCUUCCUCACCUGCUGGACCAGCUGUAAGGCCCAAAAGGCGCAGCAGGUCAGAGGGGGAAGACACUGAAGUUGAGGAUGAUUUAGUAGGACCCAGUGAGUCAGGAGGAACACCAGGGUUCACACUGAGGAGGUCAGCGAGGUCAACCAAGGGGAAGCCUCCUGAUCGUUUUGAAGCUACAGGUGUCUGGGUGGGUGUAGCCAGGUGUGAACCUGAAUCCUUCGAGGAUAUUCAGAAUUUGCCUCAGGAAGAAGCCAGCAAGUGGCAUGAGGCAAUGUACAAGGAGAUGAGAUCCAUGGAAAAUCUAGGUGUGUUCUCGCUCACAGAGUUGCCACCGGGCAAACAAGCUGUGAGUUGCAGAUGGGUUUAUCGCCUUAAACCCACUGACGCUGGAGAACCACAGUAUAAAGCUAGAUUAGUGGCUCGUGGAUUCACUCAAAGGAAGGGAAUUCACUUCACGGAGGUGUAUUUGCCCACCUCAAGAUGUGAGACGCUUAGGAAGCUUCUAUCCGUCGCGGCACAGAGAGGUUGGCGGGUAAACCACUUUGAUGUGGAUGUUGCCUACCUGAACUCAGAUCUCCAGGAGGAGCUGUACAUGCUUCCUCCUCCAGGGUUUGAGAUCAUGAGGCAAGGCAUUGUGUGGCGAUUGCACAAAUCCAUCUAUGGGUUACGUCAAUCUGCCAGAAACUGGAAUAUGUGCCUGAAUGAAGCCUUGGAAGAGCUAGGUUUCAGAAGAAGUGUUGCUGACAGUUGCCUUUAUCUGAAAGGAUCAGGUGCAACACAGGAAUUUGUGCAGAUUUUUGUAGCUGAUUUGCUGUACUUCUCAGAGACAGGUAAAGAGGCAGAAAAGUUUGCUAGGGAGCUUGGUAAACGGUUCAAGCUCAAGCAGCUUGGAGCUGUCAAGACGUAUCUAGGCGUAUAUAUUGUCAGGGCACAAGAUGGAAGUUUCUUGCUCAGCCAGAAAGGCAAAAUUGAGCAACUGCAUCAGAAAUUCAGGAUGAAUGAUUGUGCAGGAGUAAGAAGUCCUAUGGAGACUAGUUUUGUAAAGGACAGUCAGCAAGUAGAACGUGCUGCGUUCGAAAAUGCUGAAGUCUUUCAGUCAGCUCUAGGAAGUUUGCUGUAUUUGUCCCAGUGGAACAGACCAGAUAUAGCAUUUGCUGUCAAUCUGCUCAGCAGGGAGGCUUCAAAUCCUUCUCGAAUAGAGAAGCUGUCUGGACUUGAUUUAAUGUCUUUCUCACACGGACCAAAGCUGUGCAUCUGCUAAUUGCUUUCUCCCGGGGCUGCGCUUGAAAAGCUGGCGCAAUGGAAGCGUAAGCUGGACGGAAAAGCGAUAAAUCUUCAGUUCGGGCCCAACAUGCUUUAUAGAAAUGUUGAUUACCAUGUUGAAAAGUGUGUGCUUUUUCCAGCUAUUUACAUACCACUUAAUUAUCAAGAUGUGGGACUGAGAAGUUAUCUGCACAUAUGCACUGCCCAUGCUCACGUAGCAGGGAGGUCACUGUUAGCACUCCAUUCUCUGUUGAGAUGCAUGGAUGCCAACAUCCAGGUUUCUGUGAUAUGGCGGACAGACCGUGGAAAAUACUAAUUUACUCUCAGAGGCUGUGAGACAAUUUAAAGUGGUGAAUGUACAAACCACCGAGGUGGGAAGGGCUGAGGUGGUAGGUUCGAGGAAAAUGCAAGGGAAAGUAAGGGUGGUUCAUAACAAAAAUGGCACCUUGUGUGAAUGGAUUUGGGAGGAUUUGACUGUGAUGGAGACAAAACAGGAAGGGAGGGCAAAAGGUAUGAGAGGCUACUAUAUGUGCUGGCAAUGUAAAGUUAUUAAGAAGACCUGGGAAGUGACAUAGAAAGAUUUGAAGAGAAUGUGGAAAAUGUUUUUUGUUAAAAAAACAGACGCUAUGAUUUUGGAAGGCACAGGACUUAAUGGAUUUAUUGAGCAAAAGACUCUGUUCCUGCAUUGGAGAGUGGACGCCAGGCCAAGACCAACCCAUCCCUAUACUGUGGUUCCUCUAGUUAGGAACUUAAUUUGUUCCAGAGGUCCGUUCUUAACCUGAAACUGUUCUUAACUAGAGGCGUGCUUUCGCUAAUGGGGCCUCUGUGCCGCCAGCACACGAUUUCCGUUCUCAUCCUUGGGCAAAGUUCUCACCUCGAGGUAACUCUGCCAGAUUAGCAGAGUUUGUAACAUGAAGCGUUUGUAACCUGAGGCGUUUGUAACUCCAGGUACCACUGCAGGAGGAAGAAGCCACCACCAAAGAAAAUAAAGAAUAUUGGCAAAAUAAAUUAAUGAACUAUGCAGGCCAUAUUAGAUAAUUUGAAACCCAAGAAAGACAGGGGUAAUGUUUAAUGCAUGCUUUGUAAGCUUUGUGUAUAGGUUUCUACCUUAAUUGAACUUCUAAAAGUCACUUGUAAUAAGAUGAAUAAGGUUUUAAAAUGGGAUUAAGAAUAUAAGAUUUUAUGGACAUGCAUGAAUCUGUAUAAAAAAAUGGAACCAGGAGGGGGAGUGGAGGGAAGUCAAUCAAGUUUUAUGGUUUAAAUUUUUGAUUGUGAUGAUUUUUUUUUUUUUUGGUUAUCAUAAAAUUAAUACAUGGUUGCCGACAACUAAGCCAUGAAUGUGUAGCAUUUGGAGAGAAAUUCUGUGUGGCAUCUUCUCAGGGUUGUUUGCACUGUAAUCUUCUUCUGCACAAAGGAGGUUUGGUAAAACCCUUAAUUGCUCCUUUUUUAAAACAAGGGGUCCCAGUACCCAAAAAACAGGGUCUUGUUCCUUUGAUGCAAGUGACCUUUUCCCUCUUAACAAGAAGACUGGGCAGAGAUGGCAGAGGCUGCAGAAAGGAGGGUGGGAAGCAGCCCUGGCAGAAAAGGCUCCUUGCUCUCUGCAGCAACUUUCCCCCACUUGGUUAAGGUCUCCCUUCAGGAAGGCAUUUGAUGUAUCAGCUAGACUGGGGUAGUCAACCUUUUCAUACCUCCCGCCCACCAAUACAUCUUUCUUGAUGGUAAAAUUUCCUUACCGCCCACCAGUGCUGGAUGGAAGGAGGAUUCAGCUUGUGCGUAGAAUCCCCUGCCGCCCACCUAGAAUCCUGAAACACCCCCUAGUGGGCGGUAGGGACCAGGUUGACAACCCCUGAGCUAGACUUUGAAGCAUGUCCUCAUGACUGUCUCGUAAUACAACUGGUGCUGUGUCAUACACAAUCCUCUCCUGGGUAGGGCGUAUCCUGGCUCCUGCAAGAGGGCAGAAGGCAGGGGAGCUGCAUUUCCCAACUUUUCUUUCUCCUCAAUUUUUGGAUUUCUUUUUUUUAAAAGAAAGAUGUUCCUAUCCAUGGACCCAAGUUCCAGACCUACAUUCCUGCAUUCCUAUGACUCAGUAGGCAAUGAUGUUUCUUCUUUUAUUCCUCUGCAUUUCAGGCGAGAGCUCCAUCCUUUUGGAGUCCAAGUCAGCAUUGUUGAACCUGGUGGUUUCCAAACAAACAUUUUCACACAAGCAGUAGAGAAUUUAAAGAAAGUAUGGAACCGAGCGCCGUCUGACAUCAAAGAAGUCUAUGGGGAACAGUACUUGGAGAACUGUGAGUAGACGCGGAGGGAUUUCAGCAUGGUUUGCAUUUUCCUGCAAACAUACCCAAUUCACACUUCAUGAAGCAAUAUAUUAACCAAUACAUAGCUCUGCUUAGGAAUUCAAACUCCUCUAAAUUUAGCAACAAGUUCUCCAGACCAACUAUGUGUACAAAGACAACUAUGAACAACUAUGUGUGCAGAACAACUAUGUGUACAUAAUAUACCAAAAUGCACUAAGCAAAUUGAUCACAAUAAAAAAAUUCACCAUGCAAGGAAAUAAUGUUUGCCAAAAUUUGCAUACAGUGGUACCUCAGUUUAAGUACAGACCGGUUUAAGAAUCAUUUGGUUUACAAAUUUCACAAAACCGGAAAUAGUGUCUUGGUUUGAGAACUUUACCUCGGUCUAAGAACGGAAUCCGAAUGGUGGAAGGGCACCGGUGUUGGGAAGCCUCAUUAGGGAAAGCACGCCUCGGUUUAAGAACGGUUUGGGUUUAAGAACAGGAUUCCGGAACGGAUUAAGUUUUUAAACCGAGGUACCACUGUAUUGUGAAAACUGAAAUGCUGAUGACUUUCAAAAGUCAUAAACUGAAAUGAGGAGAACCAAACUGAAAGAUUUUGGAGAUAUUGAAACUGAGAGAAACCUAAAUGGACAGGUUCAUCCAUUGUAGAUUUAAAUCUUUUGAGAAUGUGUUCUGUUUGAAGCCUCCAAAAUAGUUCCAGAUGCAUCUGCUUUGAUUUAGUUCUUCUAGGCAGAGGUAUCUAGAAGCUAACCAGUCCAUUCAGCUCCCAAAAGAUUUAGGUUACCCCUACAUUUACAGCACUAACUUCUGUUUUGUUUCAUAUUUCUCACACACAGAUUACCAAAUUUGCCAAUAUACCGUUAACAUUGCCAGCAGCAAGCUUCACCCGGUCACUGACUGUAUGGAACAUGCCCUGACAUCCUGCUCCCCUCGCACUCGCUACUCUGCAGGAUGGGAUGCAAAGUUCUUGUACAUUCCUGCCUCUUACUUUCCAACGUCCAUCGUUGACUUCGUGGUGAGCUGCAUUCAGCCCAAACCUGCUCAAGCUGUAUAG